AAUGAGCUACACUGUAUGGUAAAGCAGAUUUGCAUUCUAUUUAUUUGUGCAUUAUUUAUACUUCUUGCAUUCUAAUUUCUCGAUUUUCUUUUUUCCAAUGUUCGCAUAAUAUAUCAAUCUGUUUUUAGUACAAAAAAAUAUUAAAGAAGGUGAACAAAUCUCAUGUCGUGUAGAAGAUUCAAAUAUCCACUAGAAAAUGUAUGCUAGGGAUAUAUAUUCAUAUUGAUGACACCGAUUGCCAUGACUGGGACCCAAGGACUUCAUUUCUUUAUGAUUAGUUACUUGAAAUACACAAUGAUCUAGCUGGCACGUGGUAGUUUUUAUCAAUAGAAAAUACUAUUUUUAUAUUUACCACAAAAUUUGUUAUUACAUUUCAAUCCAACGAUUGAAUAUAUUUAAAAUUUGAUUAAUUAGAAUUUAACAUUCAUCAUGUCAGGUAUUGAGAACAAUUCGUUCGAAGAUUAUUAUAAAACCGACAAUUUUGAUGAUAGCGAGUUGCAAGCUCGAUUGUACGCAGAAAUUUAUUAUGAAACGGGCGAAACAAGUACCUCAGGUGUCUCAAAGACGAUUCAGUUCAAUAAUGUAAUUGAGUUUAAUAAGGAGUCAGAAAAUAUGCAACAUAUACUUGAAGCUACUGAAGAUUCUCAGAAGACCAAGUCAAUAGAUAAAACCAAUUUUGCUCAAAUUGAUACACUGACUGAUAAAGAAAUAAAUUCUGCACUGCAUGAAUAUAACAAUGAAAAUCCAGAAGAUUCUUCAGAGACAAAUGGAAAGGAGAGCAAAGAAAGUUCUUCCAGAAAACGUAAAUUUUCUAGACAUACAAGAAGUAAACAUCAAGAGAACUUGGAGAAAGACCAUAGUACCUCAUCAAAUGAUGCAGUGUAUUCAAAAUACAAUGUUAUUUCAAAAUAUGUAAAGCAACAGAAGCUUAUAGAGAAACAAAGUAAUGAAAGUAAACGAGUCUCAGAUAGUUCUGAUUCUGAAGAAUCUAUAUUUGAAGUACCUGUUCCACCAAAACCAGCACCAUUACUUAUAAAUCUGCAAGAUUCUGAUGAUGAAAAAGAUAUAGAUUUGGAAACAGAAAAUGAUCCAAUUUUAAAAAGGUGGAAUGAAUUAAACAAAAUAUAUUCUCCAUCUAGAUAUCCCAAACGUGAAAUUAGAAAAACAUCAAAUACUCUUCAAGAUACAUCUUCUAAAAAUAGUACAGAUAAAUUUUCAUAUAAUAAUAGUACAUCAGUGAAUCCUGAUAGAAAUGUCCAAACACAUGCACAGGAAACUAGGGAAGAUAUUGUUUUAAAUUGCACAAUAAUUCAGAAAGGUGCCGCAAAUAUAGGUGAAAUUAAACAGUUAUCCAAAAAUAUGGAGAUAGAACAAGGAAAUAAAUUGACUAAUGAUGCAAGUCAACAUUCUAAAAGACUAUCACCACGAGAUAAAUCAAAAGGAAAUAAUAAAAAUAAUGUUAAUAUUCAACGAGAAACAUCUAUAUCUCCAGCAGGAAAAAAAUUUCAAACGAAGACACAACAAAACUUAGAUAAAACAAACAAAACAUUGGGAGUAGAAGAUCGAAAGAGACAAUAUAACGAGAUUGAGCAAAUGCGACAUUGCACUCAACAAAGUAAUAAAGGCAUUGCACUGCAAAACAACAAAGAGAAAAAGAACGAAUCGACAAAUGAGUUCUUCAAGUCAAUGUCGGAACAAAUGAGGGACUAUUAUAAUUCAACUCAGGGACAAGAAAACUUUGAUGUUAACGAACUGCAACGAAACAUGUCAAAGGAUCCGCGAAUGUGGGCAAUUCUAGAUGAAGACAUAAUGCCAUGCCCCUCUAGCAGACAACGUACCAGAUUCUGGAAUGUCAGGUGCACUAAUUGCCAACAGGACGGCCAUCAACGCUACGACUGUUCGAUGCCACGUAAGGCAUCGUGUUGUUACGUGUGCGGCAUGAGGGGUCAUAUGGAGUCUCGUUGUCCACAGAAGAUGUGCCUAACAUGCGGUAAGCGACAGAGCACGUUUCGUAAGACUUGUGAAUAUUGUCGUGUUCUAUAUUGUACAAUGUGUAAUUCGGUAGGACACGAGCUAAAGCAAUGUCCUGAUCUCUGGCGACGGUAUCAUCAGACGACCGAUAUGCACAAUCCACCAAAAGAUCCAGGAAAUGUGAUGAAAUCGUCGGGUCAACUCCAUUGUUGUAAUUGUACUAAACGUGGUCAUGAAUCAUCCACCUGCAAGGAAUAUCGAUGGUCUCAGCACUUUCCUACUCCAGCUGCCGUCACAAAUUAUACGGAUGGACCCAUGUACACACCAUCAAAUAUUGUCUCAUCUAAUCCCAAGAUUGAUAGUUCGUCGUCUAAGACAAGAAACACAUCAACUUCACAAAGUAUUAAUAAUAUACAACAUACAAGCAAAGAGUUGGAACCGACUGCUAAUAUAAAUACGUUAAAUAAUAAUUCUUGCAUUUUACCAACUCCACAAAAAAUUACAUGCAUUUCAACAAUGGAAGAAAAUUUAAAAUCUUUCUCCUCGAUAGAUCAACCUAGGGAAAACAUCAAAAUUACUAAAUUAAACGAAAAAACAUUCGCUAAUGUUAUAUAUUGCUGCGGUAAAUUUUAUGACAAAUAUAAUAAGAAUGCACGGAUGAUCGUGAAAAAUAUUUCAACGUUUUUUAUUAAUAAAUCAGAUGUAUUAAAUAGCUUAAUAUCGCGUGAGGUUGCUCCGGUUUUUUUUAAGACGUUGUUUGACAAAGCUAAAAUAGAAUUUGAAGUAAAAAUAGGCUAUACGGUUACUCAUCAAUGGGAUGUAACGUUACAAUUACUAGCAAUGAGGGAAUACAUAGAGCAUUUAUAUGAUUUGUUGAGGUAUUGGCUCUUUCUUCCAGAUGACGAGAAAGAUUACGGGAUAGAUGUGAGUCUACCCAUACAUCCUUUAAGAAUGUUGAACUUGAUGAAUUCAAGAGUGUCACAACUCAAAAAAAUGCGAUUCACAUGUUAUGCCGAACAUAUAGGAGGAGAGAAUGACCCACGAUGGAUAAACACCUUAAUAAAUGAGGAGAAAAACAACUUGAAGAAACAUGAAAAAGAUGGAAGUAAAUAUCUAUAUAGGCGUAUACGUACAAAAUUGUGGCGUCUGCAAACCAAACUUCUCAUGAUUGUUAACACUGAGCCAGAGCCGAAUGUUUUCGUGUGUAUGUUUAAUGAUGAACGGGAGAAACUCAUCAAAUUGACACAAAUGAGUGAGAGACUCGAUAAUGCGACUUAUCUUAAACUUGUCUUAAUUUACAAUCGUUUAUUUGUACCUCAUACACCAGAAACUUUAUAUAAAACGAUAGAGCGUUUCACUUACGAAGAAAACAGGAAAUCUUCGUCACAAAUACAAAUGACGAAAAUGGCAACAUCUGCACAAAAAAAUCUCACAUACAAUACGUAUCCGUUACCACAUGCGGCAACUUUGCAGAAAAUUAAUUACGAAACUCCUUCCUCGAUUGAUAAUCAACAAAAUAAUGAAAUAUUAAUCGAAAGACAAAGCAUGAAUGAUAUUGUGCUUGAGAUGAACAAAACAACACAUCGCAACAGCGAUGAAACAAUAGAAGAUUAUCUUAUUCCUCAAACGCCAUUAAAUACUGAACCUGAAUCAGUUAAAUUAAAAGAUCCAGAAAGAAAUAAAGAUCAAUCGUUAACGAGUAAAAUAAAUAUCAAAUCUAAUAUACUUGCGAAUAAACAGAACAUAAAUAUGAAUGAUUCAUUUCCAGUGACAAAAGUGAAAUUAAGAAAAGAAUUUAAAGAAUUAAGAAAGGCAGGAAAAAUGCUUAUAAAUAUAAAUGAUCUAAAUAUAACAAAUAAAAGUAAUUUGUAUAAUGCAGCCUCAAUUCUUAUAAAAGAUGCUCAAACCUUUAAAAAACGACACAUGAUGAACGCAGCUGAUGAAAUGCAAAAACAUAUUAACAAUCAGACGGUUAAGCCCAAAAACGUCCACACAUUACUUAGAUUAGUAGACCUAGAAAGGAAAUAUCAAAGAAGUAUCACUUCUUUAAGCCGAGAUUUAAAGAACUAAUCUAUGCAAAUUAAUAUAUUUGUUAAGUGAUGUAAUAUCAUCAUCUGAUGUGUACUUGUGUAAUAUAUGAUUAAAAUUGUUCGAAAGAUGUAUUCUGUA
Pogonomyrmex barbatus (red harvester ant) is the source of this 4140-nucleotide messenger RNA. RefSeq names its product Zinc finger CCHC-type containing 7. The record is from RefSeq and is a predicted model, not a curated record. Gene Ontology annotation, biological process: nuclear polyadenylation-dependent CUT catabolic process; nuclear polyadenylation-dependent rRNA catabolic process; nuclear polyadenylation-dependent snRNA catabolic process. Gene Ontology annotation, molecular function: zinc ion binding; RNA binding. Lineage: Eukaryota; Metazoa; Arthropoda; Insecta; Hymenoptera; Formicidae. Gene Ontology annotation, cellular component: TRAMP complex.